GCCAGUGCGAGCGCGAGAGACAGUGGCCAGGCGCCAAACCUCUCGUCUUUCCUAGUCACGUUCCCCGCCUCACGACAGACAAGCGUCCUUACCCCGAAGUCCUCGCUCUCGUCCGCAAAUACCGCCUCCGCGUGAAACCUUUGCCCCCUCCACCACCGCCACCAGCGAUUGACUGCGCAAAGCGACCAUGUCAUUUCCCUUCGAAGGCGAGACGCACGUCGUUUCUGACGGAGGCGCUGCAAGUUCAGCAGCGGGACAGAUCGCAGACCCAGCAGUAGCUGCAUCCAGCGCUGCAGAUCUACAGAGGGCAAGAGACUAUGGUUGGAAUGAGCGAACGAACCUCGAUUAUGACAAGUUGCAACAAAUUGGUGACUCGAACGAGUGGCUCGGCGCUGCUCAGGUCUACGAGUGGAAGGAUGAGUACGGCGAUGUCGCUCCCGAAGUGCCAGAACUUGAGGCAUUGCUCUACGGCACCGAGCAGCGCGUCACCGAGGGUGGCCACCGCGAGAAUCUCGAUGAGAUUGAGGUUCUCCUUGAAGGUCCCACCAAGGUUGCUCCUAUCCAGAAGUUCGAAGACGGUGGUCUGCACCCUGUCGUGCUCGACAAUGUCAAGCGGUGCGGUUACAGCAAGCCGACUCCAAUUCAAGCCUACACUAUUCCGGCGGUCAAGCUCGGACACGAUGUUGUUGGCAUCGCUCAGACAGGCAGCGGCAAGACUGCAGCAUAUCUCAUCCCCAUCAUCUCAGCGUUGAUGGGCAAGGCGAAGAAGCUUCGUGGUCCUCGUCCGAAUGCCGGCACUUACGAUCGCCGCGACAACCACGUUCGUGCAGAGCCACUUGUUCUUGUCAUCGUGCCCACCCGCGAAUUGGCAGUGCAGAUUUUUGACGAGGCUCGUCGCCUGUGCUACCGCUCAAUGCUUCGUCCUUGCGUUUCCUACGGCGGCUUCCCGCUCGGCCAGAACAUUCAAGACUUGGGCAAGGGCUGUGACAUACUCAUCGGCACCUGCGGUCGUCUCAAGGACCUUAUGAGCAAGCCCGACGUUCUGAGCAUGAACCGCGUCAAGUACACCGUCAUUGACGAGGCUGACGAGAUGCUCGGGGACGACUGGUCUGACGAACUGAAGGUCAUCCUGGGUGGUGGUGAUGCCAAUGAGGAUGCGGAUCAUGUGUACAUGAUGUUCUCCGCCACUUUCCCCAAAGGCGCCCGUCAGGUCGCUCGCGACUACAUGGAGUCACAUUAUCUGCGUAUUCGUGUUGGCCGUGCCGGUCAAGCACACAAGAACAUCAAGCAGGAAAUCAUCGAGGUCGACCGCAACCGGGCCCGCGACGCUGUCUACGAUUUACUCUUUUCGAUGGAGCCAGCGCGCACUCUCAUCUUCUGCAACGCGAAGGCGUCUGUCGACCUCCUUGACGACUACUUGUACAACAAGGGCUUGCCAACCACGUCCAUUCACUCGGAUCGCAGCCCACGUGAGCGUGAGGAUGCCAUUCGCUCUUUCCGCGUCGGCAGCGCGCCUAUCCUCAUCGCCACCGGCGUCUCUGCUCGCGGCUGGGACAUCAAGGAUGUCAAGCACGUCAUCAACUAUGAACUCCCAUCUGGCAUGCACGGCGGCAUACAAGAGUAUGUUCACCGCAUCGGUCGUACUGCACGAAUUGGCAACCAAGGCCUCGCCACCUCCUUUUACAACGACCGAAACGAGGACAUUGCUCAAGAGUUGGUCAACGUUCUCGUGGAGUGUGGCCAGCCUGUGCCAGACUUCCUUGGCCAUCUCAAGCCAGAGCGGACGGCCGACAUCGAUUUUGACGACAACUCCGAGGACGACGGUGAAGUUGGCAACGGCUUUGGGGAUGACGAUGCCUGGGGUGCUGAGUCACCAGCUGCUGACGAUUCUGAGGCAGCCGACGCAGGCUUUGAGGCGGACUCUAGCUUCGAGGCCUCUGCUCACUCCUCUUGGUAGGCGCCUCCAAAGCACACCACGACACACUGCUGCUCUCUGUCUCAGGGGUGGCUCACUUACGAUACGACAUCAUGAGACAUGUUACGGUAGCACCGCAAGCUUUGGACGGCUUUAUCGACGUACUGGGCGAAGCGAGGACCCGGCUUUUUGAAGGCUGAUUGCAUGUCUCAACGCAAAGGAUACCCCACAAGGUAUACCCAAAUGAAGUACCAGAAUAAGGUAUCAGAGCAGAUAACACAGAGGUGGCUGUUCCAGAAAAUUCACUG
This is a messenger RNA of Sphaerulina musiva SO2202, 2223 nucleotides long. RefSeq names its product DEAD/DEAH box RNA helicase. Gene Ontology annotation, molecular function: RNA binding; ATP binding; RNA helicase activity. The transcript is spliced from 5 exons. Lineage: Eukaryota; Fungi; Ascomycota; Dothideomycetes; Mycosphaerellales; Mycosphaerellaceae. Gene Ontology annotation, cellular component: nucleus. The record is from RefSeq and is a predicted model, not a curated record. The coding region runs from base 188 to 1957 and encodes 589 amino acids.